Acanthochromis polyacanthus (spiny chromis) is the source of this 2125-nucleotide messenger RNA. It is a transcript of the gene adck5, whose product is annotated as aarF domain containing kinase 5. NCBI's taxonomy places the organism in Eukaryota, Metazoa, Chordata, Actinopteri, Pomacentridae. The coding region runs from base 131 to 1870 and encodes 579 amino acids. The record is from RefSeq and is a predicted model, not a curated record. The transcript is spliced from 15 exons.
AGUAGUCAUGCUAGUAGUGACCGAUUGACUGAGGGGGAGCUGCAGAGUGUUGACGACUUGCUGAAUAGGAAAGACCAUUUGGACAUUAAUUCAUCGCGGUGUACAGAGCUGUUUCAUUAACCGGUGAAGUAUGACCGGGGAGACCUUCAGAGUGUUAAGAUUAUGCCGGCAUCACCUGUCCCUGCUCCGAAGAUAUCCACAGACCGGCUUAUCAGUCCCAACACGCAGGUCCUUCAGUUCACUCAGGGAAGGUAAGCGCAGAGGGCUGUUAUGGAAGACACUGGUUGGCCUCUCUGUUGGCGUACCUGUGGCGGUGGGUGUCCAGUACGCUCUAUCAAACCCUAAAGAGAGGAGGAAGAUGAGGAUCGUGACUGAAGGAUUUGGCCGGUUCUGCAGAUCCGUCUCUGUUGGAAUCUUCAUCUCUAUGGAUUACUGGUGGACAACCAAUGUGGCUCUUCGUGGAGUCGAUGAGAGCAGCCCAUCCUACGUGACUGAGAUGUCGGCCUGCCACCAGAGGGCAGCAGAGUGCAUGGUGGAGGGAGCUAUAAGGAACGGCGGACUAUACAUCAAACUCGGCCAAGGUCUGUGUGCCUUCAACCACCUGCUGCCCCCCGAGUACAUCCGCACCCUGCAAGUCCUGGAAGACAAAGCCUUGAACAGGAAGUACAAAGAGGUGGAUGCACUCUUUGAAGAAGACUUCGACAAAUCUCCAGAGCAGCUUUUUAAAACGUUCGACUAUGAACCAAUAGCUGCUGCCAGCCUGGCUCAGGUUCAUAAGGCAGAACUGUUUGACGGGACUCCUGUCGCUGUGAAGGUGCAGUACAUUGAUCUCAGGGAUCGCUUUGAUGGUGAUAUCAGAACACUGGAGAUCCUGUUGGACAUAAUUAAGUUUAUGCACCCCACAUUUGGAUUCCGAUGGGUCCUAAAGGACUUGAAGGGUACACUGGCUCAGGAGCUGGACUUUGAGAAUGAAGGCAGGAAUUCGGAGAGAUGCGCUGAGGAGCUAAAACAUUUUAAAUUUGUUGUUGUGCCCAAAGUCUUCUGGGACCAAACAAGCAAGAGAGUGCUGACAGCAGAGUUUUGUAGCGGCUGUAAAAUCAACAACGUGGAAGAAAUUAAACGACAGAGAAUAAAUCUGAAAGAUGUUGCAGAUAAACUGAUCAGAACAUUUGCUGAGCAAAUCUUCUACACUGGUUUUAUCCAUGCAGACCCUCAUCCUGGAAAUGUUCUGGUGAGGCGGGGUCCCGACAACAAGGCUGAGUUGGUGCUUUUGGACCAUGGCUUGUAUGAAUACCUCAGUGAACAGGAUAGAGAGUCCCUCUGUAAACUGUGGAGGUCCAUCGUGCUGAGAGAUGAGCAGGAAAUGAAGAUGCAUUCCAAAGCACUCGGGGUCAAAGAGUAUUUCCUCUUCUGCGAGAUGCUGCUGCAACGACCCAUCAACAUGCGCAGCUUUGGCCUGUCCAACAUCCUCAGCAAAGAGGAGACUGCCUAUAUGCGUCAAAUGGCCAUCCACCGGUUUGAAAGCAUCAUGCAGGUGCUAAAAGCCAUGCCACGGCCCAUGCUGCUGGUCUUCAGGAACAUCAACACGGUCCGGAGCAUCAACAUCACACUGGGAGCACCGGUGGACCGCUACUUUGUCAUGGCCAAGAGUGCGGUGCGAGGCUGGGGGAAGAUCCAGGCAGAGAAGACAGGAAUACUGCCCAGACUGUGGGUCUUCCGCUGGGUGAGGACAACAUGGGAGAGCCUUAAGUUUGAAGUGGCUUUGAGAUCAGAGAUGGCAAUGAUGAGUCUGACGCGCGCAUUCCUGAGGCUGCUGGAGUAUUUGGGUCUCACAUCUGUGGAUGCCGACGUGUAUGACUACCUGACAUAGUGAUCACGUGUCACACUACAGAGAAGAAGGACAAGUGAAUGUAGCUCAACGGCAAGGAGCCUUUCACUGCUGCUGGUUAUGGUGCUGCUUGUGUGUGCAAUCUUCCCAUCACCAAAUCAUGUUCAGUGUCAGGAUGAGCGACAGCGUCCUCAACUACAGGACUGGAAGGCAGAGCAGACUUCCAGACACCAGAACAUAACAGCCAAUUAGAAUUCUUUUAAAUUAUUUAACAUGUAAUAAAAUAUUCUACCUCCA